CUUUUGCAUGUUGCGACUGUAAUGCGCCACUGCCAGCGAUAUGUAGUACACGCUUUGAAGACACCAUCCAUCACUGCUCACUCUCACCGCGUGCUGUGUCUCUGCGCUCUUCUGCUGACUGUUGUAGACGCACCUGCCAGCUUCCCAUGACGUUUGCAUUUGACCCACCUCCCUACCUUUUCACCCUGUUGACCUCACCCAUACCCCGCUAAACUUUUCCACUCCCGCCAUUCUUCAACUUACAGCCAGCCACCAGCACCCAACAGCUACUGUGAAACCUGUUCACGGCAGUCGACACAUUCACGUCAACUUGAGACUGCCACAAUCAUGACUCCUGGCCGCGUUGUGGUACCAUUGAAACCUGGUUGUUCCGACGGCGAUCCCUUGCACGUUCCAACCUCAGGCACGCACACCCAAAUUGAUCCUCCUACAUUAUACCUUGAGAAGAUCGGUCAAUUAUGGAUGGAGCAGCGCGGAAGUGCCCAGUCGGGAGUGCAUUACAUUCUCGAAGCUCUUCCCGCAGGCUACACCAUGUGGCAGAGGCCACGGCCUUCAGAUCCCAAAUGCUUCGACAAGUAUCUGUUCGGACACCCCAGUCAUAAGAAAUUCGACUCUCCCAACCGAUUUUUUCCCCACUUCGAAUAUCUCAUGCACAAUGGCGGCAACAGCAUAGGGUGUCCCUGUACUGUCUGUCGCGGCGGCUCAGGCCUUCCCCGCGCUAUGUCCAACAGCUCCCGCCCCAGAAGUUCUGCUAGCUCAUCUAAUGUUUCAGCUUCUGCAUCUCUUCAGAGCCGACCCAGCAGCACCCACCGCGUCCAACCAACUCCCGCCAUGGUUAUAAUCUCUCGCCCCACAAGCCAAGGAAGACCCAAGAAGCUGAGCCCGGGUCACGAUUUGACCAGGACCGACCAAGAUGGUACACCCGACGUCUAUCGGAACCUAGUUGAAAAGCUCCGAAGCCACAAAUGCAUUGAUCAGCUCAUUGAAGAGCCUUUGAGUCCUGAUUGGCGAGCGGAACAGGAAAGCAUCCCGAAGCUACUGCAGACUCUCAAAUCUCAAGAGCAAUGGAUUCCGCGCAAAGGAGACAUUGUCAUGUUCAUCCGCCAUCUGGCUGAUGGAGUUACGGUUACGAGACAUGCCAUCACUAACGAGCUGUGCUUGUGUCACGAGCAGACGGAUGAGUUCCUCGAUGUCCCACACUGGGAGGCUGGUCUAGUAACAGAGGUGGCCCAAACGCCGACUACUGACCUCUUAGACCCAACCAAGAACUCGAACGGGUCGUGCUCUGACAUGAGAGUAGAGCUCAUUCCCAAUCCAAAUAAUCCGGACAAGUCUUUGUCAAAGCGGUACAAGUACAUCUCAUUGCGCCAAAGCCGUCCUUUCUUUCUUUGGAAAGAGCUUCUGCAUCAUGUAGAUCAAGACCUUUGGCACCCAAGUAUCAAGAAUGCUUUGGCUUUGACUUCGACAAUCUCGCUUGUAGGAAAACAUCGCUUUCGAGGAGCAUGGCCAGAAGCGACGAUAUACUGCCACGGCAUCUUUGUCGGCUCAGAGAUGCUUGCUGUGGGUGAUACCGUCCGUCUUCUUCCAACCAAGUCUGAUCAGGCUGUCUGCACCGAUAUCAUGAGCAUCAAAUCCAUCCGGCUAAAAUGGUCAAAUUUGGACAAGGCCUCGACCAAUGACUACGAUGAAGGACGGCCCUUCAACUCGGCAAUUUGGUUGUAUGGUACCGCCUACACGAGCGAUGCUUCUAGGUCAGACAAACGAUGGGUAUCUAAUGCUCGGAUCCCCAGAGCAGCCGGAGACUAUGGGAAUUUCUAUCCUCUUCAUCCGCCAGACAAGGAGCUCGCCAUCCCCUACGCUCGUGUUGCUGGUCGCUUGUACGAGCGUAAUGCCAUGGCGCACCUUCUUGGGUAUGAUUCUCAUGAUACAACACUCAGCCUCGAUCUCGGUCGACAGGCUUUGAUUGACGCGCGUGCAUUUUCUCGAAGAAACGACGAACGCAUCGCACAAACUGCCGAUGCUACGUGGUACUGGGGUGAUGAUCGAGCCGAGGCAUUGGGGCUCCGUACUAUCAACGGGUUAGAUGUUUCUAGGUUCAACCUAGAACACAAUGUUAAGGCGCUCCGCAAACAAUACCGCAUUCUCGAUGCAGCGAACGCGAACGAUAAUGAGAGCGAGGAUGUGAAGCCCAGUCUGGACAACGUGUUGGGUGGUCGAUUACAGCGUUUCAUGGCACCUACACUGCCAGUCCGGGCGGCCAAGUCAAGAGAAUCUGGCCAGGACAAAAAUGAUAGCAAGAAGCGGAGCCGUAUUGCAGAUCUAGAAGAUGACUCCGAAGACGAGAUCCGGCAGCACACACAGGUCGUCAACAACCGGGUGCCUCUGGUCAAAAAGGCAAGAGUAAUGGUCGUUAUUGACUGAACAGAAGUAUUUCCAAGCCGGGUAUUAUACACUCUACAGGCAUCAUCAUGGAUCUAGGAGCCAGGAAGAUCCCUGUUGCGGAAGGGGAUUCGAUGUAGCAUUUCCCCAGCAUCGCUGAUCACGCACGCACGUGUUUCGAGGAAAUCUCUCCGAUGUGGAGAAGAGACACUAAGUGUUUAUAUGAUUAGCUAGCGGGAUGCCCAUGGUAUCACUGCAUGUGCUUCUAUUUGAAGCUAGUUACACUUAUUAAAAAUACAUGUAACUUUAAAAAAAAGGGAGUCAGGGGCUAGGUCCUGGUAGCAACAGACAUAGAUUUAAAAAACUCUUCUCAUAUUUGUGGA
Messenger RNA from Bipolaris sorokiniana ND90Pr, 2762 nucleotides. RefSeq lists its product as uncharacterized. NCBI's taxonomy places the organism in Eukaryota, Fungi, Ascomycota, Dothideomycetes, Pleosporales, Pleosporaceae. The transcript has a single exon. The record is from RefSeq and is a predicted model, not a curated record. The coding region runs from base 328 to 2421 and encodes 697 amino acids. Gene Ontology annotation, cellular component: SHREC complex; rDNA heterochromatin. Gene Ontology annotation, biological process: silent mating-type cassette heterochromatin formation.